Molecule: messenger RNA, 702 nt
Organism: Linum trigynum
Lineage: Eukaryota; Viridiplantae; Streptophyta; Magnoliopsida; Malpighiales; Linaceae
Source: the annotation of a GenBank genome assembly
CAAGAUUACACUAUUUCAUGGAGGCAAUCCCUCAGGACUUAUUUGACAUGGGAGCUGAAAGUUCGUUGGAUGAGGCUGCUUCUUCUUCACAGGAGUUCAGAGUUGAUGCUUUGCAGAAUGUUGUACCAGUUGAUAACAGUGACAUUCAAUGGUCACGGGAGGAUGUCGAUGAAAUACUAGUUGACAACCCUGAAGACAUUGCUAUGCAUGAUGAUCGUGCUCCAACUGAGGCUGAAGUGACGGAGAAUGAACACUCAGGUGAAGCUGAAAUGAUGGAGCAUGUACAUAAACACUCAAGAGAAGCUGAAAUGUCAGAUGAUGAAGACAGAUUCUCAAGUGAAGAAGAACCUGCAGAUGAUAUAGAUGAAUACUGUGACUGGUUAGUUAAUCAUUACACACUCAAACUUUGAUGCUUAAUUGUAGAAAUUGAAAUGCCACCAAUUAAAUGGGCUGAUACUUUUUUUGUCAUACAGAUGUGUUCGAGGAUUCAGAGAGUGCAAGGACUACAAGCAAGCUCCUGAGGUAACCUAGUUAACCAACUACCAUUGGUGCUGUUUCUCUUUUAUUGAUAAUGACUAUGGAGUAAGGGCUAACCUAGUUAACCAACUAACAUCCUACUGCCUGCAUGAAAAAUGGUAUCUAAUAAUAUACAGAAUGAACAUUUUGGGUGACACCGACCAUUAAUAAAUAAGGAUUCCACGU